AUGAGUGAACGGAACCCGCUGCCAGAGGUUCCCCAGCACGUAGCUGCGCAACUGUCUCACCUCACAUCACGGCCCGGGGUACAAUCGACAUUGAUACUUUCGCGCAAGGAUGGCUCGAUAAUACAGACAACAGGCCUUCUAGCGGCGCCGAGCACAACAAAUGGAACGUCACCGACUUCGGCAUCAUCAGAAGAGACGGCAACACCUUCGUCAAUAACGGACCAAGAUGGUGAACUCUCGGAGGCAGCCAGCAGCCCUAUAGUUGUUCAACCUACAAGGGAUGCAGUACCGUAUAAGCCUAGCCCAGCAGAGACGCUCGCUGUACACAUACACGCAUUCGUUUCGUCUGCAUCAUCCCUGAGCACCGCUCUAUCCUCACCAGCAGAUAAUGAAGACGACCAUGAAGCAGAAAACGAGAAGAAAAGCUCUAAUAAAGAUAGUGAGCCAGCUGGCGGUAAUCCAUUUGAAGACCAGACACCGCCGGAACGCGAGGAAGAUGACGAAUUAAAGCUUUUGCGGCUAAGGACAAAGAUACACGAAAUAAUCAUAAUACCAGAUCGCAAGUAUCUCCUAUGUGUCGUCCACGAUGUCUCUGCUACAGCUGGAGGGGCUGGUCCUCGAGGUUUGGCACAUGUAAGGCAAUGA
This is a messenger RNA of Trichophyton rubrum CBS 118892, 645 nucleotides long. RefSeq lists its product as uncharacterized. Gene Ontology annotation, cellular component: cytoplasm; cytoplasmic dynein complex. The transcript has 2 exons. Gene Ontology annotation, biological process: microtubule-based movement. Gene Ontology annotation, molecular function: dynein intermediate chain binding. The coding region runs from base 1 to 645 and encodes 214 amino acids. NCBI's taxonomy places the organism in Eukaryota, Fungi, Ascomycota, Eurotiomycetes, Onygenales, Arthrodermataceae. The record is from RefSeq and is a predicted model, not a curated record.